AAGCAAGCAUGAGUCAGAAAAUCUCGUAUUAACAGUCUAGAACAUGUCAAACCACCAAUAAUUUAAUUUUAGAACCCAAUAUAAACCAAACUCUAACCCCAAAUAAAACCAAACUAACCCAUAAACGCAUCCCGACGAUAUCUCUCCAUUACCCGUAUAUACACCCGAACGUCCCCCAACCCUAGAUACAAAACACAAGAGAAAGAAGGCUCCACGGACAGCAACCGCAACAACAACCAACAUGUCCUCAACCCAGCCUCAAAUCCAAAUCCGCCGCAUGCAACCCUCCGAUAUUCCCCACAUGGCCCAAAUAGCCUCAAAAUCUUACUUCAACACGCCUCUGAGUGCUUACCUCAGUCCCCACCGCCACACCUACCCCGAAGACUUUAACAGACGCUUCGUCCAAAUGACCCGAGCCCGCUACUACAAUCCCCGGAGUAUCGGUUUCGUCGCUGUGAGCGCGUCAAAACCCGAGCUCCCCAUCGCCUAUGCGCAAUUCAUUCGACUGGGGAACGACGAGGCGGCAAGGCGGUUGAUAGCGGCGCAGAGAACGGUGUGGGGGACAGUGAUGGGAUGGGUUGUAGGUAUUUGGAAUCGGAUUGAGAAUUGGGUGUGGCCGGAUCGGAGUGUGGAUGUAAAGGCGGUGGAGAAUUUUGGACGGGCUGUUGAGGUUGAUGAUAGGAAGUUCUGGGAGUCGGAAGAGAUGAAGGGGUUAUAUGGGGAGCGAUGGCAUGCGCAGAGCGUGGUUGUUUCUGAAGGGUGGAGGCGGAGGGGGAUUGGGGCGAUGUUGAUGGGGGAGGUGUUGAAGCGGGCUGGGGAGGAAGGGGUUGUGGUGGGAUUGGAGGCGAGUGAGGAUGGGGAGCGGUUAUAUCGAAGUCUUGGGUUUGAGUUGCGUGGGAGGUUUUCGAUGCUUGUUGCAGAUAUCGAGGAGGGUGGGGUUAUGAUGUGGAGACCGAAGGGGGAGUAGGUAUGCAUAGCUUGGUGUUUUGUAGGCGGCUGGUACGUUCAUGUUGGAUAU
Molecule: messenger RNA, 1018 nt
Organism: Aspergillus alliaceus
Lineage: Eukaryota; Fungi; Ascomycota; Eurotiomycetes; Eurotiales; Aspergillaceae
Product: GNAT family N-acetyltransferase
Exons: 1
Coding region: 242-967 (241 amino acids)
Molecular function (GO): acyltransferase activity, transferring groups other than amino-acyl groups
Source: RefSeq, a predicted model, not a curated record